Molecule: messenger RNA, 533 nt
Organism: Candidula unifasciata
Lineage: Eukaryota; Metazoa; Mollusca; Gastropoda; Stylommatophora; Geomitridae
Source: the annotation of a GenBank genome assembly
AGGUCUGUUUAGAGAUCCAACUGCACAGUCAGCUUCUGCAACACAACAGUGCCUUUAUCAGAGACGAAGAAGGGAAUCCAGCGGAAAUCAAGAGCGUGGAACUGAUCAACCAGACCUCGAUACAUCCCUGUGUGAGAUGGGAAAGCUUUGCCCAUUAUGGAUCAGCUGUUAUUGUCAAAGAUGGUUGUCAAGGGAAGUUUAACGUCUGCUAUUCUACAGGUGCCCCUCAACCAUCAGUUCCUAUAACAGAAUCGCAAGACUGCCUGACCGUGCGUCUGCUGAGCCAGGUACGAAAGCCGGCGGAGAAAACCAUCCUGAGAUCCGACGGGAAGGGAGAUUUGAUCGUCAGCAUGGCUCUGAUAGAGUCCUUCUCAGCCGUUACUUGCAUUCUUGGCCUCACUUUCAACUACCUAGCCCACAAGGUGGAAGCCAGAUACGGCUGCAGGGGAGAUUUUCGUGUUUGUUUAGACCCUCUGAUAAUUUUAGAUCCUGAUUUGCCAGAAAUAUCUAGAAAUUUGGAAACACGGAAUUGA